GACACGGGUGUGAGGCUCCCCAACGACCCCAGGGUGACCGGCCCGGGCUGGGACGAGGACAGCCGUGCCCGGCGCCCCCUCCGGUCCUGCCGCUGGUGCCCCCGCUCCGCCCCCGCAGUCCGAUGGCGGUGCCCGCGCUGAGGCGCCCGACGGAGACCAGGGUGACCUUUGAGGACGUUGCUGUGCUCUUCUCCUGGGAGGAAUGGAGGCUGCUUGAUGAGGCUCAGAGACGCCUGUACCUCCGUGUGAUGCUGGACAACUUCACACUUAUAUCCUCUCUGGGUUGCUGCUGUGGAGCAAAGGAUGUAGAGGCUCCCACUGAACAGAAUGUUUCUAUACGAGUGUCACAGGCAAGGAAUGCCAAAGCAGGUUCAUCUUCCCAGAAGAGCCACCCCUGUGCCAGUUGUGGGACAGUCUUGAGAGACAUUUUCAACUUUUUUGAGCAGCAGGGCACACAACACAGCCCAGCACUGCUGAGGUGUGGGGCAUGUGCAAAACAAUUUCAUUUCAGUGCAAAGUGUCGCCAAUACCAGGAACAGCAUAUGAGACAGAAACCCUUCAGAAGUAGUGUACGCAGGGCCCUGUUUGUGAAGAGCUGCAGAAUUCACGUGUCAGGGAAGCCCUUUACCUGUGGUGAGGUUGAAACAGACUUCCUGGCCAGCUCAAAACAUCCUCAGCAGCAGGACAGCCAUGAAGUGAAGGAGCCAAACACAGGCACCCAGUGCGAAGCAACACUACAAAGCAGAAAAAGUCAUUACACUUUGGGGGAAAUCAAGAAAAGCAUUAUCCCGCAACACAUACUUGUGGACCAGGCUGUCUGUACUGGAAGACAGUGUUUUGUGUGCAGUGAGUGUGGAAAAACGUUCAGGUAUAAAUCGUCAUUUGUCACUCACUGCAGAGGCCACACUAGAAAAAGUUUCCGUGUGUGUGGUGAAAAUGGAAAACCCUUUAGUGAAACCUCAACCCUCCGUCGAAUACAAAAAAGUCAUACUGAAGCGAGACAGCACAAGUGCAGCAAAUGUGGAAAAUCCUUAAACCUCAAAUCUGCCCUCAUUCAUGCCGAGGGACAGGAAAAUACAGAAAACAAUUAUGUGUGCAGUGAAUGUACACAAUCUUUUAGUCAUAACUCAGUCUUUAUUCAAUAUCAAAGAGUUCACACUGGAGAAAGACCUUAUGACUGCAGUGAAUGUGGGAAAUCUUUUAACAAUCGGUGGAAACUGGUUCGACACCAGAAAACUCACACAGAAGAAAGGCCUUAUGGGUGUAGCGACUGUGGGAAAUCCUUUAAUGACAGGGGGAAACUUAUUCGACACCAGAGAACUCACACAGGAGAAAAGCCUUAUGUGUGCAGUGUAUGUGGGAAAUCUUUUUAUCGUCGCUGUAACCUUAAGUAUCAUGAGCGAAGCCACCUAGGAGAAAAGCCUUAUGAGUGUGGUGAAUGUGGGAAAUCUUUUACCACUGGCUCUGCCCUCUAUUGUCAUCAGAGAGUUCACACAGGAGAAAGGCCUUAUGAGUGCACUGAAUGUGGGAAGUCUUUUACCUGGAUCUAUGCCCUUCAGUGUCAUCAGAGAGUUCAUACGGGAGAAAAACCUUAUGUGUGCAGUGAAUGUGGGAAGUCUUUUACCAGGAUUUAUAACUUUCGUUGUCAUCAGAGACUUCACACUGGAGAAAGGCCUUAUGAGUGCAGUGAAUGUGGGAAAUCUUUCACCUGGAACAAAAGCCUUCAUUACCAUCAGAGAGUUCACACAGGAAAAAGGCCUAGUGAGUGCAGUGAUUGUGGGAAAUCUUCUACCUGGAACAAAAGCCUUUGUUAUCAUCAGAAAGUUCAUACAGCAGAAAGGCCUUAUGAGUGCAGUGAGUGUGGGAAAUCUUUUACCCAGAACCAUAGCCUUCGUUGUCAUGAAAGAAUUCACACAGGAAAAAGGCCUUAUGAAUGCAGUGAAUGUGGGAAAUCUUUUACCUCCCGCCAGUACCUUCGUAAUCAUCAGAGAGUUCACACAGGAGAAAGGCCUUAUGAGUGCAGUGAAUGUGGGAAAUCUUUUGCCCGUCGCAAUACCCUCUCUUAUCAUCAGAGAGUUCAUACAGGAACAAAGCCAUAUAAAUGCAGUCAGUGUGAAAAAUCUUUUGCUUCUAGUUCCACACUCCGUUGCCAUGAGAGAGUUCACACAGGAGAAAGACCCUAUAAGUGCAGUGAAUGUGGGAAAUCUUUUACCACGAGCUCUGCCCUCCGUUACCAUCAACGAGGUCACACAGGAGAACGGCCUUACGAGUGUACUGAAUGUGGAAAGUCAUUUAGGGAUAGUUCCCAAUUCAGUCUACACUGGAGACGUCAUACUGGGGAAAGACCUUAUGAGUGCAAGGAAUGUGGGAAAUCUUUUAUUAGUAGUUCUAAACUUCAUUAUCAUCAGAGAUUUCAUACAGGAGAAAGGCCUUAUGAGUGCAGUAAAUGUAAGAAAUUUUUUAUCAGUAGAUCUAAACUUCAUUAUCAUCAGAGAGUUCACACUGGAGAAAGACCAUAUGAGUGCAGUGAAUGUGGGAAGUCUUUCAUCUAUCGUUCCAAACUUCAUUAUCAUCUGAGAAUUCAUACUAGAGAAAAGCCUUAAGUAUGCUGGGAAUGUGCAAUUUUCUGUUUGGUGUGACAAGGUGGAGGAAAUUCUUUGAAGAGACAUCUCUCUGAAUUGAAACUUUUACAUGUGAAU
Pteronotus mesoamericanus is the source of this 2699-nucleotide messenger RNA. RefSeq names its product zinc finger protein 345-like. Lineage: Eukaryota; Metazoa; Chordata; Mammalia; Chiroptera; Mormoopidae. Gene Ontology annotation, biological process: regulation of DNA-templated transcription. The coding region runs from base 123 to 2603 and encodes 826 amino acids. The transcript is spliced from 3 exons. The record is from RefSeq and is a predicted model, not a curated record.